AUGCCAAGAAAGCAAAGGUUUAUCCACCAUGGCCAAGUGGUUUCGCUUCCUGAAGCGCGAUCAGCCGCUGUCCGUGUAUUUCUUUGCCGUGCCUCGUCUGAGCCUGAGCAUAAUGGGCUACUGGCCUGAGAAGUCGGGCGACAUCCUGCCCUGGCGAUCCCUGGCCCACUUUGUGAUCCUGGCCAUUGGCGUCGUCACCGAACUGCAUGCCGGGAUGCGCUUCCUGGACCAGCAGCAGAUCACCUUGGCCCUGGAGACGCUCUGUCCGGCGGGCACGUCGGCGGUCACGCUGCUCAAGAUGUUCCUCAUGCUGCGCUACCGCCGCGAUCUGGCCGCCAUGUGGAGCCGCCUGAGGAGCCUGCUCUUCGAUUCGAAGACGGAGCUACCCGAUCAGCGGCAAAUCCGGCUGAGCCACUCGAUUAUGGCGGCCCGCAUCAACUUCUGGCCCCUGUCCACCGGCUUCUUCACCUGCACCACCUACAACCUGAAGCCAAUUCUCAUCGCCCUGGUGCUCUUCCUGCAGCAUCGCGGCGAUGACUUCGUCUGGUUCACACCCUUCAAUAUGACAAUGCCCACAGUUCUUCUAAGAGCGCCAUUUUUUCCCCUAACCUACAUAUUUAUUGCCUACACGGGCUAUGUUACCAUCUUCAUGUUCGGAGGCUGUGAUGGCUUUUACUUCGAGUUCUGUGCCCACUUGUCCGCACUUUUUGAAGUGCUGCAGUCGGAGAUACGUUCGAUUUUUAAGCCCUACAAAGAUCACUUGGAACUUUCGCCGGUGCAACUGUACAAUUUGGAGCAGCGAAUGCGGGCGGUGAUCAUCAGGCACAAUGCCAUCAUAGAUUUGACAAAGUUUUUCCGGGAGCGCUAUGCGAUUAUCACAUUGGCCCACUUUGUGUCCGCCGCCAUGGUGAUUGGUUUCAGCAUGGUCAAUCUGUUGACCGUGGGCAACAAUGGUUUGGGCGCCCUGCUCUAUGUGGCCUAUACGAUUGCGGCACUGAGCCAAUUGCUGGUCUAUUGCUAUGGCGGAACUCUGGUGGCCGAAAGUAGCGCAGAGCUCUGCCAAGUAAUGUUCUCCUGUCCCUGGCAGUUGUUCAAGCCUCCGCAGCGACGACUGGUUCUCUUUCUGAUCAUGCGAUCCCAGCGACCCAUGUCCAUGGCGGUGCCCUUCUUUUCACCUUCACUGGCCACCUUUGCUGCGAUUCUUCAGACCUCGGGCUCUAUAAUUGCCUUGGUUACAUCUUUUCAGUAG
This is a messenger RNA of Drosophila takahashii, 1249 nucleotides long. It is a transcript of the gene Or10a, whose product is annotated as Odorant receptor 10a. Gene Ontology annotation, biological process: sensory perception of smell; detection of chemical stimulus involved in sensory perception of smell. NCBI's taxonomy places the organism in Eukaryota, Metazoa, Arthropoda, Insecta, Diptera, Drosophilidae. Gene Ontology annotation, cellular component: plasma membrane. The record is from RefSeq and is a predicted model, not a curated record. Gene Ontology annotation, molecular function: odorant binding; olfactory receptor activity.